AUGAGAAAUAUUGAAAGCUUUAACAAACCUGCCAAAGAAACCUCUGAAAUACAAGAAGCCAAAGUAGUAGAAGAAAUUGAAAUAUUCAGGGCAAUUGCCCAAGAAUAUUUCAUCGAUGACUCUAAUGAGGAAGUAGACACCAUUCCUUGGGACCUUAGUACGAAAGAAAAACUUACCACUAGUGUAAUGGCGCAAGAAAUUAAUUUUCAAAACCUCCUAAUUGAACUAGUCAUGGAGGCAAGAAUCGAAAUAACCUGGGCAGAAGAUAAUAAAUACCAGGAUACAUACCUAAUCGAUAUACCCCGUUGGGGUGAAGCUGCUGAUGAACUGGAGUUCGAAGAAAACAUCUUUACCUCCGAAAAUUACGACUCCUAUCCUCACUUCAAUGAAAAUUGA
This is a messenger RNA of Dentiscutata erythropus, 396 nucleotides long. Lineage: Eukaryota; Fungi; Glomeromycota; Glomeromycetes; Diversisporales; Gigasporaceae. The record is from the annotation of a GenBank genome assembly.